Molecule: messenger RNA, 2522 nt
Organism: Pecten maximus
Lineage: Eukaryota; Metazoa; Mollusca; Bivalvia; Pectinida; Pectinidae
Exons: 2
Coding region: 438-2495 (685 amino acids)
Source: RefSeq, a predicted model, not a curated record
ACAUUGUUGUAGCCUCUGGUCCUGGAGAGUUUAACGUCAUAACUACAUUGUUGUAGCCUCUCGUCCUGGAGAGUUUAACGUCAUAACUACAUUGUUGUAGCCUGUGGUCCCGGAGAGUUUAACGUCAUAACUACAUUGUUGUAGCCUGUGGUCCCGGAGAGUUUAACAUCAUAACUACAUUGUUGUAGCCUGUGGUCCCGGAGAGUUUAACGUCAUAACUACAUUGUUGUAGCCUGUGGUCCUGGAGAGUUUAACGUCAUAACUACAUUGUUGUAGCCUGUGGUCCUGGAGAGUUUAACGUCAUAACUACAUUGUUGUAGCCUGUGGUCCCGGAGAGUUUAACAUCAUAACUACAUUGUUGUAGCCUCUCGUCCUGGAGAGUUUAACGUCAUAACUACAUUGUUGUAGCCUGAGAUUAACAAAGCCUGAUAACAACCAUGAUGAACUCUGUGGAGAGUGAGCAGAUGUCUUUGCUUCUGUCCACAUACCUGGAGAGGAGAUAUACCGGGACAGAGGAGAUCGUUAACAUCAAAAGGAGGGCAGUAGUCUUAGAUGAACAGCUGAUGAAUUCUGAUUUUAAAUGUUGCAUUCACACUGGAAGUUUUGGAGAAGGAUGUUUACUAAAGGGUUCCGACAUGGAUGCAAUGGUUGUAGACAAGACCAUAGCAGUAAUGUACCCUGAUCAGUGUAUUCCUCAACACCUGGCACAUAAAACCAUUUUAUAUAUGAGACAGGCAGACUGCCGCCCUGGCUACGUUCAUUUAGAGAUAGGUCAGCUAAAAGGCUUGUUGUAUAAAGCCUUUACUAAUUCACUAGUUAGAAUGGGGAAAUCCGUGUUUAUUUCCAGUGAUAUCUUUAGAGAGGAAUGUGUCAGUAACUAUGCUACCAGGUCAGGUCUGAAAUGUGAAUCCAAUGGACCUAGUAGUACCUUUACAGGAAUGGACGAUACCGGUGUGGACAUGGUUCAUUGUUUUCCAUGUAACAGUUGGCCAAAGGAAGCUAACGAAUGGAUUACACGUACUCGUCUAUAUGGAUGGCCACAUCAAACAUUGAUAGACAAGAUUGUAAACAGUGGAUGCCAUCUUGUUCCAGUUGGAGAUAAAUGUUCGAAUGAUACAUUUUUACAAUGGAGAAUUUCACUUGCAGCAGCAGAAAGAUCUUUGGUUCAUUCCCUAAGCCACAUCCAAGUCAAAGUAUACACACUGCUGAAAUAUUUCUUAAAACAAAUAAAGGAGACAUUGAAAGAAACCAUUGGGGAUGAUGACAUCUUGUGCUCUUACUUCAUGAAAACAAUCCUAUUUCAUGCAAUAGAGAAUUCUAACCAACUGUUCUGGCAAGACAAACACCUUUUUUAUUGUUUCUGGUUUUGUUUCAACAUUCUGAUUGCUUGGGUCAGGACAGGAUUCUGUCCCAAUUACUUCAUCUUGGCCAACAAUUUAUUCCAGAGGAAAGUACAUGGACACAAUAAACAAAUACUACUGGACCUUUUGGACAACUACUCUCGGAUGAAAUGGAUGUGCCUCUCAGUAGGAAACUUUGUCAAACCUUCAAUAUGGGAAGUUCUGUGUGACAUAUCAACACAAGCUCAGCUUGCAUGCCCAAAGACUGCACAAGAAAAUAUUAUGGAUGAGGAUAGGACAACUCUUUGUGUUCUAUUACGUGAUUGCCAUCCCUCACUCAGGAUGACCAGGACGGCAAUAUACUUAUUAUCUACAUCAAAGUCAGAUUUUGACGAAGUUCACACAUAUUUCUUUGUAACAGACAACCUCAGAUGUUUUGCAUCACAACUUAUCUCUAAAGAUAUAUCUGAAAAUAGGUCUGCUACAGACAACAAGACAAGGUACCGGAGAUUGAGGAAAUGUAAGCACUGGAUGACCCCUCGUGCUUUAAUGGGCACAGAUGUGCUGUAUUUGGCAACUCUUCAUUUUCUGACCGGAAAUUUCAAUAAAUGCCUAGAGAUGAGUAGACAAGUAAUGAAACUAGCAUCAUACUUCAGACACGAUAAUGAAAUGCAUCCAGAACUACACACAUUGUACAGACACCAGGACCAUCUACCAAAUAGCUGUACACUACAGAGACUCCGGACAAUAUACACAAAGCCCAUUCAUUUUGAACAUGAGGACAUGUAUCUUCCUCAUCUCUGUUUGGAGCUGUCCAAGGAAUACAGAUCUAUAAGCAUUCCACCCCUACCAUACGUCCUGUUCCUGAACUUCCUGUGUCACCAUGACCUUGGAGACACCAGAGGACGUGAUGAAGCAUUGCGCUACCUGAUACAGGUCCAGUAUGAUAAGGAUCAGGGGGGACAGAUUUUCUGGAUAGUUCACACUCUCCUGGGGAUAUGUCAUCAAAUACUCGGAGACUAUCACAGGGCCAUCAGGGCCUACUGGGAGUCAGCACAAUCAAAGGAUAUAUUACAUGAGUGGAAUACUGCCAGAGAAAGGAUAGCCAUAGUAUAUCUGUGUAUGUAUAUCUCACAGAGGUCUGACAGAGGAUAGCCGUGGUGUAUCUAUGUAUGUCUCACA